Molecule: messenger RNA, 1326 nt
Organism: Heterobasidion irregulare TC 32-1
Lineage: Eukaryota; Fungi; Basidiomycota; Agaricomycetes; Russulales; Bondarzewiaceae
Exons: 6
Coding region: 1-1326 (441 amino acids)
Source: RefSeq, a predicted model, not a curated record
AUGGCGCAGGAGCCUCCUCCUUACUCGUCACGUCGUCAACCGCGCUCCGCGCUUCCGCCUUAUCUUGCCAAUUAUGCGUCUGCGUCUACCGAUUCUUAUUCAACUCUCAAUUCGUUUCGCUGUCGGCACCAAUACUCGUUGGAAACAAGCAAACGACGCCCUUGGGUCACGCUGUCUGUACAUAGUCGUUCACCUCACUCCAAUCUACUCCCUCUCUUUUUCGAGCACGAUGUCAUAUGUGGUUCAGUAUCACUUGAUCUGGUCAAGCCUGACGGCAUUCGGGGGGUCAAUAUCACGCUCCAAGCAGGUACAACUACCCUGGGGCACCAGCCCGAGGUGUUUCUCGAGACAACUCAGACGCUUUGGUCCCAGUCCUCAGGCAAGCUGCAAGGUUCUUAUGCAUGGACUUUUUCCAUAUCUAUCCCCUCUACCGUAACAAUGACCGAGGGCCGCAACACUCCCCAUCGCACAUAUCCCCUACCCCCUCGAUUCUCAGAAAGGGGCAGUGUUGCUCACAUCGAUUACAAAAUCAUAGUCACGAUCCGUCGUGGUAUGCUAGCCGUUAACAGCACCUCAUUCCAGAAGUUUAGUUUAGGGACAAAUUUCGUAUACCUACCCAAGUCUGUUGCGGAGCCGCCAUCUGCCCUCCGCACAAUCGCUUAUCGGGAAGGAACAUCGCUGAUCGGACCCAUGAAUGAUCCCGAAGGCUGGAAGGUUCUCGAUGUAAUUGAAGUCAAGGGCAGUCUUUAUGCGUCCAAAGCUGUCUCCGUACGAUGCACUCUCGCUAUUGCUGCUCCACUUUGUUACGCAACUAAUACAUCUGUUCCACUACACUUGGCCAUGGAGAGCAUCGACCCCGUAGCAGUCGAUAUUCUCUCAAGACCUCAAGUAAUCGUGGUUCGCUUGGUCCGCACACUUGCCAUUCACGACAAUUCGAUGCUUCAUGCCUCUAAUUCAUUCGACGAUUAUAUGGGACGCGCUGUUUUUUGGCCUACCGACGAUCGCACGUCACAACCUGGCCAUAGGACUUUAUGGGGAGAGUUGCACCUCAAGAAGGGAUUGAAGCCGAGCUUUAUAUUUCGAGAGAUUUCCCUCCAAUACGCUAUCGCUCUUUAUCCUUUUCAAGUUGUUGGCUUCAAUCCUGCAUCACCGCAUCGUCCUCUAUCUUCGCAGCAAGUGACCAUCGCUCUCGUCAAUCCUCCUGACAUCCGAUUCAGGUCAUAUGCACCUCCAAGGCUAGUAGCCGAAUCGGAUGCAGAUUUCAUUGGUAGUCCCAAUCGUAGAUUUCAUUUCACCGGAGAUAUGGACACUUACACUAUGCAUUAA